AUGGCCUGCCUAGCGCGCCGAAUUGUAGCACUUCGCAAGCUUCUCCUCCUGCUGGCGUUCCGGGCCCAGCCCAUGCACCUCGUCAUCAACCCGCUAAAGAGCAGCAUCACUGGAUGGUCGCCGAGCGGACGCAGCAUACGGGACCUCUGGAACAGCGAGGGAGAGCUGCUGGCAGAGUUCAGCGCAAGCGUAUGGAAGAACUGCCCCAUCUUGGAAAGCGAGCAGACAUAUCCCUACCUGGGCAUUCCCAUCGACGCCAGCCUCAAGCUGCAACACCUGUUUGAGGAGCUGGAAGCCGCCAUCGAACAACGCUUUCAGGUCGUGUGUUGCUCCACCUCGACCCUAGAGGCAAAGAUACAACAUGUGGAAUCGUCCUUACUCGGGAUGUUGCGCUACAAGCUAGGUGUGCCAAUCUUACCGCUCAGCCAGGUCCUCAAACUACAGGAUGUGUUUCUGAAAGGCGUAGCGCGGAUGCUCAGGCUACGGUCCGGAGUGCCGCGGAACCUCCUAUGCAGCCCCGCGUCCCUUGGAGGCCUGGGAAUAAGAAGCCCUCUGUACACAUACAUAGAGAGGUGUACGGAUUUCUUACAAGGGUUGAUCAAUGACCCCAAUGACCCCUUGGCAACCGAGCUGCUCACCCUCCUAAGCAGAGACACGGCCAAGCCUCCAUACCUAACAAAUAUUUGUCAGAUACACCAGCAGCUCAACCUACGAUGGCAAAGAGUGAAGGCAACGAGCGAGGACGACGGCCCGACCGGCAAUCACCAGGGAAGUACAGCAGACGGAGAAGAGGGAGACACUCCAGAGGCCCAACAAGAGGGCCACCAGGACACGUUCGUUCUACCGCCAGACAACCCCCCUGCUGGAAAUGACGAGGGGAAGGCAACUGCGGCGGAUGCAGCCAGCAGCAUGCAAAACGCGAAGCACCUCAUCAGCUUCCCUAUGCACGAAAACAG
This is a messenger RNA of Vitrella brassicaformis, 956 nucleotides long. NCBI's taxonomy places the organism in Eukaryota, Vitrellaceae. The record is from the annotation of a GenBank genome assembly.